CCCAAUAUGGUUUUCUAUAAAUUUUGCGAAAGAUAAUUAGGGUUUCUGCCUUGCUUCUUUUAUUCGUUCACCGUCCCAAACCUCUCUGCAGUGCGUUCGAUCCAGAAAACAUGACUAAGAGAACAAAGAAGGCGGGCAUUGUUGGAAAAUACGGUACCCGUUAUGGUGCCAGUCUGCGGAAGCAGAUUAAGAAGAUGGAAGUUAGUCAACACAGCAAGUUCUUCUGUGAAUUUUGCGGAAAGUAUGCUGUGAAGAGAAAAGCCGUAGGAAUAUGGGGAUGUAAGGACUGUGGUAAAGUGAAAGCAGGGGGUGCUUACACUUUGAACACCGCAAGUGCCGUGACUGUACGGAGCACCAUCAGGAGGUUGAGAGAGCAGACUGAGAGUUAAGCUUUUUGUUAAGUCUAUAUCAAUUAGACUUGCGUGAAGUUCUUAGUUUGUGUUCACAGUACUGCAUUGAUUGUACUCAAAGUAAACUCUUUUAAUUCUUAAUUCUUAUGAUUUCAGUUGUUUUGGACUCUAUGUCAGUAAUUUUCUUAUAGUUUCUUUUUUAUUGUUUGCAAUUCUAAUCUCUGAAUUUAAAUGCCCAAUAUUGUAGUUUCUUUUUCAGA
Vigna radiata var. radiata (mung bean) is the source of this 610-nucleotide messenger RNA. RefSeq names its product 60S ribosomal protein L37a. Gene Ontology annotation, cellular component: ribosome. NCBI's taxonomy places the organism in Eukaryota, Viridiplantae, Streptophyta, Magnoliopsida, Fabales, Fabaceae. The transcript is spliced from 5 exons. Gene Ontology annotation, biological process: translation. Gene Ontology annotation, molecular function: structural constituent of ribosome. The record is from RefSeq and is a predicted model, not a curated record. The coding region runs from base 111 to 389 and encodes 92 amino acids.